Molecule: messenger RNA, 814 nt
Organism: Ceratina calcarata
Lineage: Eukaryota; Metazoa; Arthropoda; Insecta; Hymenoptera; Apidae
Product: 60S ribosomal protein L10a
Exons: 5
Coding region: 106-759 (217 amino acids)
Biological process (GO): translation
Cellular component (GO): large ribosomal subunit
Molecular function (GO): RNA binding; structural constituent of ribosome
Source: RefSeq, a predicted model, not a curated record
UUUACUCCAUUAUUGAACUCGUUCACUUCUCUCCGACGUAACGCGCGUGGUGGGUGGGUUCUCGGUUCUCUUCCGUUCGGUGGUCGUUUCUCAUCGGGUGUAACAAUGACGUCGAAAGUGUCGCGCGACACUCUUUACGAGUGCGUAAACGGUGUGAUUCAGAAUUCUCAGGACAAAAAGAGAAAAUUCUUGGAAACCGUGGAGCUCCAAAUCGGUUUGAAGAACUACGAUCCGCAAAAGGACAAACGUUUCUCAGGCACUGUCAAGCUAAAGAAUAUUCCAAGACCGAAGAUGCAGGUUUGCGUUUUGGGUGACCAGCAGCAUUGCGAUGAAGCUAAAGCUAACAAUAUCCCAUAUAUGGACGCAGAAGCAUUGAAAAAAUUGAAUAAGAACAAGAAGCUCGUAAAGAAACUAGCUAAGAAAUAUGACGCCUUUCUGGCUAGCGAAUCGCUGAUCAAGCAGAUUCCACGUAUUCUCGGUCCUGGUUUGAACAAGGCCGGUAAAUUCCCUGGUCUUCUUUCCCAUCAGGAAUCGAUGGUAGGAAAAAUUGAUGAAGUGAAGGCAACGAUUAAGUUCCAAAUGAAGAAGGUGCUGUGUCUAUCAGUGGCCGUGGGACACGUUGAAAUGACUCCGGACGAAUUGGUUCAAAAUGUACAUCUUUCGAUCAACUUUUUGGUUUCGCUAUUGAAGAAACACUGGCAAAACGUUCGUUCUCUACACAUUAAAUCGUCUAUGGGACCACCUCAAAGACUAUACUAAGUCAAUUAGUACAAAUAUGUUUGUAUGUGAUGGAAUAAAGCGAAGAAAAAAUAAA